GCGGAAGCGGAGUGAGUGACUUGCUGGUGACUAAUGUCGUAACCGGGGGGCAAGUGGGGGCCGCGACGCGUCCCCCAGAGGGAGCGAUCAGGGCUCCAGGGCGGGCGGUGCAGGGCUGAGGAGAGCCGCGGACCAUGAUUUAAGGACCACAGUACAGCUAUGGAUAGUGAGCCAAACUCUGGAACAUCCUCUGUGUCAACAACGGCCAGUAGCACCACCACCAUCACCACUUCCUCCUCUCGAAUGCAGCAGCCACAGAUUUCUGUCUAUAGUGGUUCAGACCGACAUGCUGUACAGGUAAUCCAGCAGGCAUUGCAUCGUCCCCCCAGUUCGGCCGCUCAGUACCUGCAGCAGAUGUACGCAGCUCAGCAGCAGCACUUGAUGCUGCACACCGCGGCUCUGCAGCAGCAGCAUCUGAGCAGCUCGCAGCUCCAGAGCCUCGCUGCCGUGCAGGCAAGUUUGUCCAGUGGAAGACCAUCUACAUCCCCUACAGGAAGUGUCACACAACAGUCAAGUAUGUCCCAAACAUCUAUCAACCUGUCCACUUCUCCUACACCUGCACAGUUGAUAAGUCGUUCCCAGGCUUCCAGCUCUACCAGUGGUAGUAUUACCCAACAGACUAUGCUCCUAGGGAGUACCUCCCCUACCUUGACGGCCAGCCAAGCCCAGAUGUAUCUCAGAGCUCAGAUGCUGAUUUUCACUCCCGCUACCACUGUGGCUGCUGUCCAGUCUGACAUACCUGUUGUCUCGUCGUCAUCGUCAUCUUCCUGUCAGUCCGCAGCUACUCAGGUUCAGAAUUUAACAUUACGCAGCCAGAAGCUGGGCGUGUUGUCUAGCUCACAGAAUGGUCCACCAAAAAGCACUGGUCAGACUCAGUCAUUGGCAAUCUGCCAUAACAAAACAACAGUGACAAGUUCUAAAAUCAGCCAACGGGAUCCUUCUCCAGAAAGCAGUAAGAAGGGAGAGAGCCCCAGUUUGGAGCCACGCAGCACUGCUGUCACGCGGACAUCAAGCAUUCACCAGUUAAUAGCACCAGCUUCAUAUUCUCCAAUUCAACCUCAUUCUCUAAUAAAACAUCAACAGAUUCCUCUUCAUUCACCACCACCUAAGGUUUCCCAUCAUCAGCUGGUAUUACAGCAGCAGCAGCAACAGCAGAUUCAGCCAAUAACCCUUCAGAAUCCAACUCAAGACCCACCCCCAUCCCAGCACUGUAUUCCACUCCCAAACCAUGGCCUUUCUCCAGCUCCCAGUAAUGCCCAGUCACAGCAUUGUUCGCCAAUUCAGAGCCAUCCCCCUCCCUUAACAGUGUCUCCUAAUCAGUCACAGUCUGCACAGCAGUCUGUAGUGGUGUCUCCUCCACCACCUCAUUCCCCUAGCCAGUCUCCCACUAUAAUUAUCCAUCCACAAGCACUUAUCCAACCACACCCUCUUGUGUCCUCAGCUCUUCAGACAGGGCCAAAUUUGCAGCAGGCUACUGCUAAUCAGGUGCAGCCGACAGCACAGCUGAAUCUUCCAUCCCACCUUCCGCUUCCAGCAUCCCCUGUUGUACACAUUGGCCCGGUCCAACAGUCCGCCUUGGUGUCCCCUGGUCAGCAGAUCGUGUCUCCAACAUCACACCAGCAGUAUUCUACCCUGCAGUCCUCUCCAAUUCCAAUCACAACCCCUCCACAGAUGUCGGCCUCUCCUCCAGCCCAGAUCCCACCACUGCCCUUGCAGUCUAUGCAGUCUUUACAAGUGCAGCCUGAAAUUCUAUCCCAGGGUCAGGUUUUGGUGCAGAAUGCUUUGGUGUCAGAAGAGGAACUGCCUGCUGCCGAAGCUUUGGUCCAGUUGCCAUUUCAGACUCUUCCUCCUCCACAGACUGUUGCAGUGAACCUCCAAGUACAGCCACCAGCACCCGUUGAUCCACCAGUGGGAAUGCAUUUGAACCAGUGUCAUCUGCACAAAGUUUUUUCUCUUAAGGUUUAUCAAGUAGAAGAUGUGUGUGAGGAAGAAAUGCCAGAGGAGUCAGAUGAAUGUGUCCGGAUGGACAGAACCCCACCACCACCCACUUUGUCUCCUGCAGCUAUUACUGUGGGGAGAGGCGAGGAUUUGACGUCUGAGCAUCCUUUGUUAGAGCAACUGGAAUUGCCUGCUGUGGCCUCAGUCAGUGCUUCAGUAAUUAAGUCACCAUCAGAACCUGCCCACGUCUCUGUUCCUCCGCCUCCACUCUUAAUUCCAGCUGCUGCCACGAGGAGUCCCAGCACAUCUCUCCCCAGCAGCAUCCCCAGCCUGGAGAACAAACCUCCACAGGCGAUUGUGAAACCACAAAUCUUGACCCACGUGAUUGAAGGUUUUGUGAUUCAGGAGGGACUGGAGCCAUUUCCUGUGAGUCGUUCAUCUUUGCUCAUAGAACAACCUGUGAAGAAGAGGCCUCUUUUGGAUAAUCAGGUGGUAAAUUCCAUGUGUGUCCAGCCAGAGCUACAGAAUAAUACGAAGCAUGCGGAUAACUCUUCCGACACGGAGAUGGAGGACAUGAUUGCCGAAGAGACAUUAGAAGAGAUGGACAGUGAGUUGCUCAAGUGUGAAUUCUGUGGGAAAAUGGGAUAUGCUAAUGAAUUUUUGCGGUCAAAACGAUUCUGCACUAUGUCAUGUGCCAAAAGGUACAACGUUAGCUGUUCUAAAAAAUUUGCACUUAGUCGUUGGAACCGUAAGCCUGAUAAUCAAAGUCUCGGGCAUCGGGGCCGUCGUCCAAGCGGCCCUGAAGGGGCGGCACGAGAACAUAUCCUUAGGCAGCUUCCAAUUACUUAUCCAUCUGCAGAAGAAGAUUUGCCGUCCCACGAAGAUUCCGUGCCCUCUGCUAUGACAACUCGUCUGCGCAGGCAGAGCGAGCGCGAGAGAGAGCGUGAGCUUCGCGACGUGAGAAUCAGGAAAAUGCCCGAGAACAGCGACUUGCUGCCGGCCACAACGACGGAGCCCUCCAUAUGGACGGUGGACGACGUCUGGGCCUUCAUCCGCUCCUUGCCCGGCUGCCAGGAUAUUGCAGACGAGUUCAGAGCACAAGAGAUUGAUGGACAGGCUCUUCUCUUGCUAAAAGAAGACCAUCUCAUGAGUGCAAUGAAUAUCAAGCUGGGCCCUGCCCUGAAGAUCUGUGCACGCAUCAACUCUCUGAAGGAAUCUUAACAGGAACCCAAGGCUUUGAUGUAACCCCACUUUUCCUCUUUCUAACAGACUUGUAAGGUAAAGGUCUGAGCUGGCUGGGAAUAGUGGACAUGUGAAGGCCCAGCACAUUGGGAUCUCCACAUCCAGGGCUGACAUUUCUUCUGCACAUACAGUAACUCAUCCACUCUCAUAAUUAGCCAAUACUGGUGAAGUUAAUUUUACUGAUAACAUGCCCCAUUCAAAGACUUAUUACAGAGGCCCAUAUUUUUCAAACAAAUAUGCUAUACUAGAUAAUUUUUCAAAGGUGUUUAUCAUUAAUAUAAAGAAUCCUUUUAAAAAUAAUUUAAUGAUUUACAUUUCCCCUCCUUUGUUUUUUUAUACAUUUUUAUACCCUGUUAGUUUUCUAAAGGUUUUCAUAGAGAUAUGGAAUGAUGUAGGAGCCCAGUGACAGAAUUAAAUGCAAUGAAAUAAUCAG
This is a messenger RNA of Nannospalax galili (Upper Galilee mountains blind mole rat), 3613 nucleotides long. It is a transcript of the gene Phc3, whose product is annotated as polyhomeotic homolog 3. The transcript is spliced from 16 exons. The record is from RefSeq and is a predicted model, not a curated record. Gene Ontology annotation, molecular function: protein binding; zinc ion binding. Gene Ontology annotation, cellular component: nucleus; PRC1 complex. The coding region runs from base 160 to 3159 and encodes 999 amino acids. Lineage: Eukaryota; Metazoa; Chordata; Mammalia; Rodentia; Spalacidae.